GGCGGGCGCGCGCUGCGCAGCCCCGGAGGAGCGAGCGCCCUCCCACUCAGGCUAGUCGGAGCCCAACGGCUGCAGGGGUGGGUUUUGUAGGCUGAAAAGGACUGGCAAACGUUGGGGAGAAGGGCUCGAAACUCUGCUGGUGUCGGGAUCUGCGGCUUGGACAACACCGGCAAAGGAACUGAACCGGAAUUCUCCAUGCUGGAUAAUUUGGGUGCUGGCAUUAGUUUCAGGCCAGUGAAAAGCUGCUGGGGCUAGACCGUCAUGGGAGAGGCCAGUAGAGAUGAGUAUAAGAUCCAGUCUUUUGAUGCAGAAACACAGCAGCUGCUGAAGACCGCACUCAAAGAUCCAGGUGCUGUGGACUUGGAGAAAGUGGCCAAUGUGAUUGUGGACCAUUCUCUGCAGGACUGUGUGUUCAGCAAGGAAGCAGGACGGAUGUGCUACGCCAUCAUCCAGGCAGAGAGUAAGCAAGCAGGCCAGAGUGUCUUCCGUCGUGGGCUCCUUGACAGGCUUCAGCGGGAGUAUCAGGCCCGGGAGCAGCUUCGAGCCCGCUCCCUGCAGAGCUGGGUCUGCUAUGUUACCUUCAUCUGCAACAUCUUUGACUACUUGAGGGUGAACAACAUGCCCAUGAUGGCCCUGGUCAACCCUGUCUAUGACUGUCUCUUCCAGCUGGCCCAGCCUGAGAGUCUAAGUAGGGAAGAGGAGGUCGACUGUCUGGUGCUCCAGCUGCACCGGGUUGGGGAGCAGCUGGAGAAGAUGAAUGGGCAGCGCAUGGACGAGCUCUUUGUCCUAAUCCGGGAUGGCUUCCUGCUCCCAAUAGGCCUCAGCUCCCUGGCCCGGCUGCUGCUGCUGGAGAUCAUUGAGUUCCGGGCAGCUGGCUGGAAAACCACUCCGGCUGCCCAUAAGUAUUAUUACAGUGAGGUUUCUGACUGAGCUAGGCUCCACAUGUCUGUGGCUAUGCACACCUUCCUGUGACCCUCCUUUUAAGUUGGCCUCGUAGACCUUUCCAGACUCACCUUCCCUCACUCGGGAGUUGUGGAGAAAUCGAACAGACCUGGUCUUCCUCCAAGUCCUUUCAGCUUCUUUUUCCCACUUCUACCUGGGCCAGGCAGGGAAAGGCAACUCCUAACAACCACUGAACUGUGUAACCACUGCUGCAAUAAUACCUUGGUGCCUCAGUUUCCCCAUCUGUAAAAUGGGCAAUCAUAGCCAUUGGUGGGAUGCUUUGGGAUGUUAAGGGCAGAAAGAGUACAAAUUACAAGAGAAGUAGAGUGUUUUAUACAUUUUGUACAAAGACUACUGUGGAGAUAAGCCUGUGUACUCCAGUCAGUUUUCAUGAGUGACAGUGUCUCACCAGGUUGGAGGGGUUUCUAAUAAAUCUUUUCUGAAACCAAA
Molecule: messenger RNA, 1392 nt
Organism: Peromyscus eremicus (cactus mouse)
Lineage: Eukaryota; Metazoa; Chordata; Mammalia; Rodentia; Cricetidae
Gene: Mif4gd
Product: MIF4G domain containing
Exons: 6
Coding region: 262-930 (222 amino acids)
Biological process (GO): regulation of translational initiation
Cellular component (GO): cytosol
Molecular function (GO): protein binding; RNA binding; translation activator activity
Source: RefSeq, a predicted model, not a curated record